UCGCCAUCGCAUUGCUGACGCUCAGUCUCUGCGUAGUCUGCGACUCCUCUAAUAUCGCCCUGUCGACCACCCUGGUUCGCUGCCGCAUUCGUCCCCUCCGCGAACCCACGUACAUCCACCUUCCUCCAUCCCCCUUUCUGUCUGAUUCGUCGAGAUGGCAACCACCGAAGCGCCCGCUCCGAUCAAUGGCAACUACGCGCCGCAGGGAUAUGACGCGGUAGCCAGCAAUUACGCCGCGGCCAACGCCAACAGCGCGCCCGGCUACACUGCGUCUCAGCAACAGGCACCCAGCCAGCCGAGCGGCACCUCCACCACCGAUAUCCCCAAGGACGAGGUUGGCUGGUACUUUGUCGAGCAGUACUACACCACCCUAAGCAGGACCCCGGACAAGCUCUACCUCUUCUACAACAAGCGGUCACAGUUCGUUUCUGGCACCGAGGAGGACAAGGUCAAUGUUUGCGUCGGUCAGAAGCCUAUCAACGACAGAAUCAAAGAGCUCGACUUCCAAGACACCAAGGUCCGGGUCACCAACGUCGAUUCGCAGGGCUCCGACGCGAACAUCGUCAUCCAGGUCAUUGGCGAGAUCUCCAACAAAGGCCAGCCGCACAAGCGAUUCGUCCAGACCUUUGUCCUUGCUGAGCAGACCAAUGGCUACUUCGUCCUCAAUGACAUCUUCCGGUACCUCGCUGAGGAGGCUGAAGAGGAGGAGGAGGUUCAGCAUGAUCCGGCUGCUCCUGCGACGGGCGUGCAGGAACCCGCGCCCACCGCCGCCGUUCCCGAGGAUGAGAGUCUGAACAGGAGCGACGAGAUUGCCAACAGCGAGGAGGACCUGACCAAGGUUGAUCACAAGCUCGAGGAGGCUGCUCACGAAGAGCCUGUCCGCGAAGUUUCCCCGCCGCCCGCUCCCGUCAAUGGCACCCCAGUUCCUGAGGCUGCUGAGAUCGCCCCGGCUGAAGAGGCUCCUGCGGCUGUUGUGUCUGCCCCUGAGGAGGUGCCCAAAGAGCCUGAAGCCCCGGCCGUCGAGGAGGCCGUUGAGCCGGAGAAGCCCAAGGAUCCCACCCCAACUCCCGCUCCCGCUGCCCCCAAGGCCGCUCCCACUGCAACCCCAGCUGCCCCGCCGAAGCCCGCUGCACCGCGCACCUGGGCCAGUCUAAUUGCUUCCUCUCACAAGGUUGCCACACCAGUUGUUCCCGCUUCCGCUACCCCGCAGACAGCUUCGCAGCCAAAGUCCGCUUCGCCGGCCUCGGUCCAGCCCUUGGCUGUGCCGACUCAACCAUCCGCGCCCGCUCGUGAGCCGUCGCCGGCCAACAGCCAGGGUGAGGCUUCCGGCUGGCAAACCGCCGGUCACAAGAAGGAGCAGUCUAGGGCUCAGAACCAGGCUGCGGGAGCCGACGCGGAGAACAAGCGCGCUUACAUCAAGAACGUCUACAGCCAGGUCGAGGAAGGGUCGCUGAGGGGCGCUCUCUCUAAGUUUGGCGAUAUUGAAUACCUCGACAUCAGCCGCCAAAAGAAUUGUGCGUUCGUUGACUUUAAGACUCCUGCCGGAUUCCAGGCCGCUGUCGCUGCCAACCCCCACACCGUCAACGGCCUCGAAAUCAAGGUUGAGGAGCGUCGACUACGCCCUCAGCAACCCUUUCCAUAUCCCCGCGGUGGUGCUCCUCGUGGCCGCGGCGGCAUUGGCGGCCAGCCUCGUGGUGGUUUCCCGCCCCGUGGAGGCCGCGGCGGCUCUAUGGGCCGUGGCGCUCGCCCCGCCCCGCAGGACGCUUGAGCGUGGUAAUCGAACGAUUACUUCUCCCGGACACUUUUGCUGCUCGUUGCAGGAAAAGGCAAGCUUUCCGUUCCCAACAUCAGAAAUGGCUGAGUCCUUAAUGACUGAUGGCUUUACUCAUGUACUGUACCCAC
Molecule: messenger RNA, 1902 nt
Organism: Trematosphaeria pertusa
Lineage: Eukaryota; Fungi; Ascomycota; Dothideomycetes; Pleosporales; Trematosphaeriaceae
Exons: 4
Coding region: 155-1768 (537 amino acids)
Biological process (GO): ribophagy; protein deubiquitination
Cellular component (GO): Ubp3-Bre5 deubiquitination complex; ribonucleoprotein complex; cytosol
Molecular function (GO): mRNA binding
Source: RefSeq, a predicted model, not a curated record